AGACGGGAACUCCAUAAGAAAAAGUUUUUCAAGCAAAAUGGUGGGAUCUUAUUGCAGCAAAAAGUACUGAAAGAAAGCGAGAGAGUAAAAAUAUUUACACAAGAAGAGCUUGAACAAGCAACGGAUAACUACAGCGAAAGUAGAUUUCUUGGUCAAGGAGGGUAUGGCACAGUUUAUAAAGGAAUGCUCCAGGACGACACUAUUGUUGCAAUCAAAAGGUCGAAGCAAGUUGAGGCAAACUGCAUCGAUCAAUUCAUUAAUGAAGUUAUUAUCCUUUCUCAAAUAAACCACAAAAACAUUGUCAGGCUUCUGGGUUGUUGUUUGGAAACUGAGUUUCCUUUGCUAGUUUAUGAAUUUGUUUCGAAUGGAACCCUUUUCCCCCACAUCCACAAGAAAGACCCUGGGGAAUCACCUUCUCUUUCGUGGGAAACUCGUCUCAUAAUCGCUUUGGAAGUUGCAGGAGCUAUAUCUUACAUGCAUUCUACAGCCUCAACUCCAAUUUUUCACAGAGAUAUCAAGUCUUCAAACGUACUUUUGGAUGAUAACUACAGUGCAAAAGUUUCUGAUUUUGGAACAUCAAGAUUUGUGUCAUGUGAUCAAUCUCAUUUGACAACAAAAGUGCAGGGAACUUUUGGAUAUAUAGAUCCUGAGUACUUCAGAUCUUGUCAAUACACUGAAAAGAGUGAUGUUUAUAGUUUUGGAAUCUUAAUGGUAGAGCUUUUAACCGGAAAGCUACCUGUCACAUUUGCAAGAAAUGAGGACAAGAAUCUAUUAGACUACUUCAUUUCAUUGGAAAAGGCUAAUGAGCUUGCUGAAAUUCUAGAUAUUGUAGUUGCCAAGGAAGAAAAGAUGGAGGUUGUUAACGUUGUCGCAAAUCUUACUGCUAAAUGUUUAAGAUCAAAAGGGAAAGAUCGGCCUACCAUGAAGCAGAUAUAUUUGGAACUAGAAGGAUUGAGGAAGUCUCAAAAUUGUUUAGACACUAUUGAAGAAAGUCAUUCAAUUACAACUUACUCAUUGCACUCUUUAGGGUUAAGUGAUGACGAGCUUCCAAGAUGA
This is a messenger RNA of Momordica charantia (bitter melon), 1056 nucleotides long. RefSeq lists its product as uncharacterized. Gene Ontology annotation, cellular component: plasma membrane. Gene Ontology annotation, molecular function: ATP binding; protein serine/threonine kinase activity. The record is from RefSeq and is a predicted model, not a curated record. Gene Ontology annotation, biological process: cell surface receptor signaling pathway; protein phosphorylation. Lineage: Eukaryota; Viridiplantae; Streptophyta; Magnoliopsida; Cucurbitales; Cucurbitaceae.